This is a messenger RNA of Kickxella alabastrina, 1497 nucleotides long. RefSeq lists its product as uncharacterized. The transcript has a single exon. The record is from RefSeq and is a predicted model, not a curated record. Gene Ontology annotation, biological process: telomere maintenance; double-strand break repair via homologous recombination; reciprocal meiotic recombination. Gene Ontology annotation, cellular component: replication fork; centrosome; Rad51B-Rad51C-Rad51D-XRCC2 complex. Bases 194 to 1375 code for a protein of 393 amino acids. Gene Ontology annotation, molecular function: four-way junction DNA binding; ATP binding; ATP-dependent DNA damage sensor activity. NCBI's taxonomy places the organism in Eukaryota, Fungi, Kickxellomycota, Kickxellomycetes, Kickxellales, Kickxellaceae.
CAUAAAGUAUGCGUCAAAGCGGCACACAGUUUGAUUAAUGUUGACCACAUUGCUUGGCAGGUGACGUUCUGUUUUUCGUAUUCGAUCCCAAAGCUUUUUUUUGCUUUUUCCGUUUUUUAAUACAUUUCUGUGCUCUUUUCUCUUCUUCAUUUGGACUGCGCAAAACUACAAAAAACCACAAAACACCUUUAUUAUGCCGCAGCUGGGCUCUGCAAAAUACAUCAAAGAAUGGAUAGACACAGCGGGCACGCCGUUCCCGACAAAAGAAUGCCUCGCAGCGCUAGAGGUCGUUGGGAUUCGCACCGACUACGAUCUUCUACUGCAAUCUGACAUUCUCGAGCUAACCCCUGCCGCUCUCCACAGCCACAUAUGUGCGCUUAGGAUGACUGUACUUGCACACUUUGCUUCGCCCGGGUGCACUGCUCUGUCGCUGCUUGAAGCCAACCGCCAGGCAAACAACACGCAUGGACAGAGCACUGGGGACAUGGUUAUUGGCAGCAGCAUUCGGGAGUUGGACACCUUGCUUGGAGGGGGCGUCCGUAUUAGUCAAAUAACCGAGAUCUGCGGUAACGAGGGAUCAGGCAAAACACAAAUGUCUAUUGAGUUUGCCACUGCGCAUCUCGUUCCAAAGCCUCAACAGCUGCAGCAGGCGCAGCAGGCACAACAACAACAACUAGCAACGGAAGAACACGAAAUCCCUAGAACAAAAGUGUACUAUAUGAGCUCGAGCCCGCUGUCCAUAUGGCGGGUGGAGCAGACGCUCAGGAGGAGACUCAAAACAUAUCCGGCUGGCUCACAAGAUGUCAUGUUUCGAUCGGCGAUGGAGCGGUUGAUCAUUGUUGACUGCGAAGACAUAGACGCGCUACUCACAUUUCUAUACAAGUAUGCCGAUGCCCGUGACUCGCUUGCUGCCGAGGAGGAGCAGCAGCAGCAGUGUAAUGAAUCCACAACGGACCUUCUUAUUAUCGACAGUAUCCGGCCGCUGCUCCUCAAUGUGAUCAGGCUUGAGGGUGAUGCUUCAAUUGCCACGCAUGCGGUGAAGACCGUGCUUCGUCGGAUCACUAGUGUGCGGGCGCCGGCUAGAGUUGCAGUGAUAAUUACAAAUGGCGUGGCGCAGCGCAAUGACUGGCAAACCCCGGCUUCUUUCGGGCUGAGUCACGAGCAGCUGGCUGCAACACGAUUACAGCCUAGUUUGGGCGCUGCGUGGGUAUUGGUGAGCCAUGUGCACUUGUAUCUUAAAAGGUAUGACCAGCCGAGUGCUGACAAUAGUACCAGUAUGACUAAUGGCUUGAUGUAUGGACAAUGCAGGACCGUGGUGGUUGUCCUAAAGUCGCAUGAUUCGGCUACGGCCAGGAUUGCCGAGUUUGACUUUUGAUUUUUGAUUUUUGAUAGCAACACAUGCAUAACCUUUACUGUCGAAUGUUUUGAACUUAAACUGUAAAUUAAAACAUAAUGCUACCAAAUAUGACUGAAAAAAGCUUGAAUGAAAACAUAAAA